CAUGUACUUAUAGCCCCAAUGCUCCAGGUCUAUUAAUAUUUCAUUAUUAAGGAUAAGCUAGUAGUAUUGGACCACUAGCCUUGGUUAUAACUUAUAAUCAAUCAUCAGACAAAAAGUAUGUUUAUGUAGCAUAUUUUGUGCCCAUGUAAAAUUUAUUGUAUCAGAACUUUCCCUAUAGGUUAAAUAUAUCACCUUCUGCUCAGAUGCUUCUAAAUUACAGACUAUUAAAAGCCAUUUCAAAUCUAUUAUAUAUCAAUUCAAACUCUGAAACAUGUAAAAUGACAGAUGUUGGUGGGACCAGUAACUUUAAAAGAAAAUAGUGCGUAUAAGUGAGGAGAAACUUGUCUAUAGCUGAUCUCCAGAGGGCGCAUCCAGCUCCUGAUACUCUGCGUCUGAUUACGCGGGGCAGAGCAGAGCUGUAUUACCACUCUCUGAGGAUCCAGACAGUGUGAGCCUGCAGCAGGAUGACAGAGAGCGGGGAGUGUGCCUUGCUUCACGGCUGCAGGCAGAGAUGGCGUCCUGAUGCCGGUGAAUAAGCAGAAAAACAGAGCAGAGGGAGGGGAGAAGGAUGCGGGCAGCGGAUGAUGAGAAGCUGCAUCAUUCAGAGCAUCACAUGGCAGGAGGUUACUCUCUCUGAUGACGAUGACAGCGCUUUGUGGAUAAUUACGGAUCUUUAUUGUUCCUUUUUACAUGAGCUUUGAAACAGCGGUGUGAUUCCUCAGAGGGGCGGCGGCGGUGGGGGUUUGUUGCCUUCCUCGGUUGUUUCUCCCUCCUGCGGGGCUCUCUGCCUCAGAGGGCAGAGGGAGGGAGUGGGGCGAUGGCUGCCGGUGGAGCAGGAUGCGGGGACACGGUGGAGCAGUACCGGGGCGAGGUGGAGCGCCUGACCCGGGAGCUGGCGGAGGCCAACCGCGAGAAGAUUCGAGCGGCGGAGUGCGGGCUGGUGGUUCUGGAGGAGAACCAGAGCCUGAAGCAGCAGUACGCCGACCUGGAGGCCGAGCAGGAGGCGCUGAGGCUGGAGCUGGAGCAGCUGCAGGAGGUGGGCUCAGCAGGGGCGUUUGGCCACGCCUACUCCACCCAGCGCAAGGUGGCAGAGGAUGGGGAGACCAACGAGGAGACGCUGCUGCAGGAGUCUGCCACAAAGGAGGCCUACUACAUGGGCCGCCUCCUGGAGCUGCAGGCGGAACUGAAACACAGCCGGGCCACAGCCUCCAACACCCAGGCCGACAACGAGCACCUGAGCACCGUGCUGCAGGAGCUCAGGGAGCAGAGUAACGAGAUGCUGGAGCUGCAGCGCAGCCGGAUGAGAGAGGAGAUCAGGGAAUACAAGUUUCGAGAGUCGCGGCUGCUGCAGGACUACACGGAGCUGGAGGAGGAGAACAUCUCUCUGCAGAAACUGGUGUCAACGCUGAAACAGAAUCAGGUGGAAUAUGAAGGUCUGAAGCACGAGAUCAAGGUCCUGGAGGAGGAGACGGAGCUCCUCAACAGCCAGCUGCAGGACGCGCUGCGUUUGAAGGAGAUCUCAGACGCCCAGCUGGAGGAAGCUCUGGAGUCUCUGAAGAGCGAGCGUGAGCAGAAGAAACACCUGCGCAGGGAGCUGGUCCACCACCUCAGCAUGUGUGACGUGGCUUACACCGGCAGCGCCCACCUGACAUUCACCUCUGCCCCGCCCAGCGGCACCGCCACCCCCACAACUCUGCUCUCCCCCAACACAGAGGAGCCGACAAGAUGUAACGGCCACCUCCAGGGCGGGACAGGAGCAGGGCCAGCUGCAGGGCCUGUGCCCAGGGCCAAUGGAGAGUGUCGGGGGCCAGGUCGAAAAUCUGAGGGAGCGACGACGCUGGACCUCUACAGUGAGAUGAACCUGACUGAGAUCCAGAAGCUCAAGCAGCACAUAAUGACAGUGGAGCGUGAGAAAGUAACGCUGAUGACGAGCCUGCAGGAGUCCCAGACUCAGCUCCAGCACACCCAGGGGGCCCUGACCGAGCAGUAUGAAAAGGGGCUCCGCCUUACCCAGAAAGUCACCGCCCUCCGCCGCCUGCAUCGAAGGGCCCACAGCAGUGUCAUCUCCCAGUUCAACCCCGACGCCCUGAUGGAGCUAGGCAGAGAUGAGGAGGAGGCUGAGGGAGAGGGAGAGACUGGGGAGGAUAAGAGCGAGACACUGACCAGAAGUCAGGUGUUUUCAUACCAAACGCCGGGUCUGGAGAUCAUGCAGUGCAAGUACCGUGUGGCCGUGACAGAGGUGGUGGAGCUAAAGGCGGAGCUGAAGGUCCUCCGUGAAAGGCUGGCUCAGUGUGAGGAGGCGGCGGCGGAGGAGAGGCCGAAACGAAACAGUCAGCUCCACAAGAUGGAGAGGCAGGCCGCCUCGUUGGAGAAGAGCUGCCGGGAGGGACGCGAGAAGAUUUCCAGUCUGGAGUUGGAUUUGCAGGCAGCUCAGUCCGCAGCCAAUGAGAGCCAGGGGGCGCUGAUUGCAGCUCAAGACGAGCUGGUGAUGCUGAGUGAGGAGCUCGCCCAGCUCUACCAUCACGUCUGUCUGUGCAACAAUGAGACGCCCAACCGCGUCAUGCUGGACUACUACAGACAAGGCAGAGGGCUCAGGGGCCUCAGUGCCAGUCUCAAAGCCAUGUCCUCGGACAACAGCAAAGUUCUCCUCACACCACGCCUUGCCAGGCGGCUGGCCGCUGUCGCUUCCACAACCUCAAGUCCUGGGGAGUCGCGGAGCCCCUCGGAGUCUCCAUCCAAAGAGCCCCUGUCGAGGGAGGGUGGAGGGGAGGAGAAGGAGGGAGACAAAGAGGGCCUGCAGAUGCCAUCUGAGCAGGGCCCAACGGCCUGCACCCCUCCAACCCGGUCACCCAGUAUCAGUGCCUCUUCAUCGUCAUCAUCAUCAUCAUCGCCUGCCAUGGAGCCGGCCGGUGAGCUGCGCAAGGAGCCCAUGAAUAUCUAUAACCUCAACGCCAUCAUCAGAGACCAGGUGAAGCACCUCCAGCGGGCAGUGGACCGGUCUCUGCAGCUGUCCAGACAGAGAGCUGCAGCCAGGGAACUGGCCCCUCUGCUGGACAAGGACAAGGAGAGCUGCAUGGAGGAGAUCCUGAAGCUCAAGUCUCUGCUCAGCACCAAGAGAGAGCAGAUAGCCACCCUCAGACUGGUGCUCAAGGCUAACAAACAGACGGCAGAGGUGGCUCUGGCCAACCUUAAGAGCAAGUAUGAGGCAGAGAAGUCCAUGGUGACUGACACCAUGAUGAAGCUAAGGAACGAGCUGAAGGCACUGAAGGAGGACGCCGCCACUUUCUCCUCCCUGCGAGCGAUGUUCGCCACCAGAUGUGACGAGUAUGUGACCCAGCUGGAUGAGAUGCAGAGACAGCUGGCAGCAGCUGAGGAUGAGAAGAAGACUCUGAACUCCCUCCUCCGGAUGGCCAUCCAGCAGAAACUGGCCCUUACCCAGCGCCUGGAGGAUUUGGCUUUUGAUCAAGAGCAGACCCACCGCACCCGUGGGGGCAGGCUGAUCCGUGGGAAGACUAGCACCCCCAAAGUAAGUGCCCCGUCCUCGGCUUCGGCCUCCAAGCCAGCCCAAGGCUCCACUUCAGCUUUGGCCCCUGGCAGCCUCCCUGUUUCUGGCCUUACUAGUCCUACAUCAAUUGUUCCUGAUGAUCCCGUUGUGCCGCUCAGCCCGUCCAUGGUCAGUGCCGCUACUGCAGCCCUAGCUUCAGCUCUUACCUCCCCUACCUCACACAUAUCCCAUUGCAGUCCGUCAUCACCAGUGGCCACUUCACUGGCUGGCCCUCUAGUGCCAGAGAGCCCCCCAUCUCUGGAGGCCCCCUCCACUCCCUCGGCGCGGACCCCACCCUCAACCCCUCUGAGGCUGGCUCAUUCCCAGUGGACCCUGGGGGUGCGGACGUUUGUGGUUGACUCCCAGAGUUUCAAUGUCAAUAUCUCCCCGACUCUGCCCCGUAGCUUGGGGAUGUCCAGGCACUACACUUCAGACACACACACCACUCCACCACCAUCCACCACCACCACCACCACCACCACCAUCAGGCCCACCCUGCCAGGAUCUGCCCCCUCUUCUCCAUACCGCUCCCCUAAUCUGGGGCUCAGGCGCUCUACGUGGAGCCCCUCACCUCGAACUCGGCCCCUCUCUAGCCUGACACGCUCCUCUGUCCUCUACACUCCUUCCUCGUCCUCCCCUUACUCCUCGUCCUACUCCCCUUCCUCCUCCCACAGCUAUUCCUCCGCUUAUUACAGCUCCUCUCCCGCUUUUACGCCCUCUAGCUCCUACCUCGCCUCUAGCACCUCCACCUCCUACAGCCACUCCUCCCACUACACACCCCUGUACCCCAGAUACUACAGUUCUUACCGGCCCCGGCACUGACCCGCCCCACUGUAAAUCCUUUGCUAUAAGCCUUUUUCAGCCUUUUCCACCAGGCUCCUUAUUGAAACUGCAACUCCCAUCAUGCCUCUCUUUUCUUCACCUGAGAGAUUGGGGGCUCACAGAGAGGAGGACAGAGUGGUUUCCUGUUUCCCAGUCCCUGUUUUCCUGUGCCUAAGCCUUGGCCAAUGGGUUCUGAAUGUUCAGUGACUUGCUCAGGGAUUUGACAUGAGGAGCACAAGCGCCUUCCUUUUAUUCUGAGACUGCUGAUUGGUCCACAGGAGGGCGUUUAAAAAAAGAGACUUUUUAUUGGGAAUUUUUAGUGUUUAUGUUCUUCAGGUUGAGACCACACAUGCAUGAAGUGAUUAAAAGAGACAGAGACAUUCAGACAUUGAUGGGACACUUGGCGGACACUUUCAUAGCUUUGAAUGAGGGCCAUGAUACAUUAAAUACUGUCCUCUAUAUUCAGUGUAGUAUCCACUCUGUUUUUAAUAGUAGUGAGUCUCAUAUACUGCAUUGUACUCGGAUACUUAAGGGUUCAGUAUGGUUCAAAUGAACUAGGUACAAAGUGUCCUCCAAACGUGUCUGGAGUCAACAGUGUGUAUCAUUUGGGCGGCCACAUUCAAAGGUGGGGUUAAUGGUAGUGAAUGGUACAAAAAAGCCUGCAGGUUUUUACACCUACACACACUUGGCCAAUCGUGUGAUCAAGUCAGUGUGGUUGUUGGAUAGUUUUUUCAAAAAGGUACAAAACUUAUUGGACACAGCCUCCUAAACUCCAGUAUUCUAAGAGUGUGAGGGGAUGGUGUUUGAGUUUCCCACAAGAAAUUAGUUUGAAGCAUACUGACUCCUUUAGGGUUUCAACUUUGAUUUCACACAAUAAUCUCACAGAGACUCACACACACACCUUGUAUGAUGAAGUAGCUGUGGGUAAGGAGUGACGAACGCGUCACUGGUAUUCACUGGAUAUAUUGUCAGGGUGGGCACUGCUUUCCAACACAAACCUGUGCAUCUCAAUGACUAUUCUUCAUUUCCUGCCUCGGGUUGUUGCCAUCAACACAACUCAACCUUUAGCAAUUAGCAUUUUUGUCUCUCACUAGCACCACCCAGUGGUUUGUUCUUAUAGCCAUGUACUCAGCUAUGCAUGUUCACGUUUGGAUGCUCUGAUUCUGCAGAUUUCCUUCCCCUUCCAUAUGAAAAAUGUAUCUGAUAGAGGUGCAGACUGGAAGAGAAGAAACUAUGAGAAGGAGGAAGUGGAGUGGAGAGCACUCAAACAUGGCAUAUGACCACUGUAGGAUCAGCUGAAGCCCAUAGUCUAGUCACUGUACAGGUUGAGGUGUGUCUCAGUAGUCUGAGUCGCUUUCUCCUCAUGUUUUAUUUGGAAAUGCCACAAGUAAAGGAGGGAAUGAAUCUCAGCGAUAGUUUUGGGUGAUUCAAAUUAAUAAAACAAGAUGAAAUAAGAGAGUGUAACCACAUGACCACAUGACUUAGUAUCUUUAUAUCCACACAGUUACAGGAAGAGGAAGUGAUCACAGACUUUUUAGACACACCUUCAUGGCUGACUUCAGUGAACUAUCACACCAAUGAUGUAGCACCCUCUUGUGCCUCUGAGGUCAUCUGCAGAGGUUUGUCCAGCAAUACAGAAUGAAUGUAUUCAGGUUAUGUGAAGGUUCGUUCAUGGCACUGCACCAAACUCAGGGAAUGUGAAAAACUUCAUUCGACCUGGAAUCGCUUAACAACCAAACCAGAAUGACUACAAGCAUCACGAUAUUGUUUUUUCGCUGGGAGAGCAGACCUCCCAGGUUAGAAGGCACCUAAGGUUAGUGUUAGGUUUAAAUCGAUUUUAAAGGUCCCAUAUUUCACACUUCCAUUGUUUUUAUUUGUGUUUUUUGUAUAAGUGUUGAUCCAUAAGAAGAUAUAUUAGUGGUUUUUAAGAACCAAAAACCAUCUCAGUGUAGUUUUACAUCUCCUCUCUCAGGCUUCUCUCUGGAUAAUAACUCUCUAAUAACAACAGGUCGGUGAGCCAAUCAGAAGAGGGUGGAUGGUAGGCGGGGCUUAGGGGCAUGGCUCGGAGCGGUGACUGCUUCGUUGCAACAUCACAAAGUUUCAGAAGUCUUGACGGCUAGUUUUAAGUUUCUGAAAACAGCAUUUCUCUGUGGACUGAGCGCUUUGAUACUUUCACAGUAUUAAUACAGAACCUGGACCUGAUCUAUAAUCAAACAACACAUGGACAUCUACCUUUAGACUAUAUGGGACCUUUAAAAGAACAGUCUUCAGAUUUAAGAGGUUUUACAUCUUACGUAUAGUCACAGGAGAAGACUGAUAUCAGUUUCAUGUACAGUGUGUCCAGUACAGAGAUAAGUCUCAGAUGUGUGGAAAGAACUAGAAAACUGUAGCAGUUGGUCACGAUCACAAUACAUAAGAUGACACCAUAUAAAAAGCCUGAAUUAGCCAAAUUUUUAUUGGUUUGCACUUUUGUAGCAGCUUAUUAAAAGUGAAGCCAGAUAAAUGAAAUAGGUCCUUUUGACUGAAUUUAAGUUCAUUUCAGAUUUUGAGCAGUUGAAACCAUCUUUCCACUAGUUUGUUCACACUUCCCUUAAGUCUUCCUGAUGAAUGGUGGAUAUUGUAGCUGUCAGAGACUUCUGACAUCUUUAACUUUUUGACAUGAACAGCUGUUCCUGCUCUGCUGCUCGUAAUGAAGGUCUGAACCUGUUUCGUCAGACCCCAUAUCCAGGCAGCAUCUCCAUAAUGAGAACCCCCCCCCCCCAGCAUGUGGUUAGCUCCUAGACACCAGUACAUCCUUACCUCUGUACUCGAUUCACUCAUUCAUUGAUGUUGAUCUUCUCUUUUGAGCUGAAACUUAUUUCUUAAAAUGUAUUGAUGUACUUUAACUGUUGACUAACAUCAUAUCUGAGGUCCCACCAGUCCAGCACACAUGAUACCGUAUUCCCUGUGUCUGUGUGUGCCUUACAGAACCUGUUAUACAGAACCAACACAGUGUAGCCUAAUAACUAAUACCUGCUCUGGCUGAUUGUCUUUUGUCUGGACACAAAACCUUGUAAUGUGCUUCCUUUAUUUUUCAUUUCCACAUCUGCGCCUCAGGCUAAAGUGCUGUCGUUUUGUGUAUUUGUUUUUUAUCUUGAAUCACUUUCUGUGGGUUGGAUAAUGACUCAGCUGUGAGACAAUACUUGUAACUGUCAGUAGAUCUUUUUUUGUCUGGGUGCUGGGUGCUGGGUGCAGCCCACAUCCUCUUCAACUUUCCUUCUUUAUCUCCUCCAUUGUUGGAACCUUUAAACACCACUCUUCUUCUUUCUUUCAACCUAUCACUGCUGAAUAUUUACCCCUGUCUAAUACUGUAAAUGGAUGCACCUUCAUGCCUACAACACACAAGUUUUUCAAUAUGCAACAUGGGGCAAAAUCACAUUUGACAGGCAGUUGUCUUUGCCAUGAUUGGACAAUAUCUUGCCUUCAUUUUUUUUCUACCUAAACCAUUAAAGCUCUGUGUCUGUAAUCUGAUUUUUAAAGUUGCAAAUUGCAGUGAAGCUCCUGCUCGACUGACAUUUUCUUUUGAAAGAUGUAUCAGCAUAAAAUGUUUUCGACACACUCAGUGUGCGACUGAAUGUUCAUUCACAGUACAUCCCUCCCUGAUCUGUACUGCACUGCAGUCAGCACCAGAGCUGAUCCAUUCUCUGAAGCCUGACCUCCAUGAGUCAUUCAAAUCAUACUGUCAGGAGGAAAUGUACAUUACUUCCAUUAGAGGACCAAACUGGUGUUUCAGUUGUUUACACAGUUUAAUACGAAUCACAUACUUCACUGAUGGGCGUUUUCUACAGAGUGCUGAUUGAUUUUUGAUGUUGGAUUGUUUUGCCUUCCUCUCAGCUACUGGUUUUCACUUAUUUUACAGUGUGAAAACUAACUUGCUAGAUCAGGGGCCGCUUUCACAAAGAUAUUUCACACUGGCCUGUAGUGUUGGUCCAGUCUUCAUUUUGCUCAUAGAUUAGUCUAAUGCAAGUAAGACUCACUCAUUUUAAGCCAAAACAUUAGACACCUAACUCACAGGCUAACUCAGGCCAAAUACCAAUGUUACCACGGUAACAAUCAGUGACACCUGCGCUGACCAAGAAAGAAAAAAAAAAAAGAAAAACAUGGCGUAUAAUUUGUGGUUUGCUAACAUUGUUAUGGAGAGAGAAACGAGAUGGGAAAUAGUUUCGAGAGACAGCAGCCAUUUUUUUUCCAAAAUGUUUUUUUUGUUGUUACACUCUUCACACACUCUUGUAACUGUUGAAUUCUUCCAAAAGACAAACCUUUUCUGCUAAAAACAGAGCUGAGCAGUUAAAUGCAGUUCCUCGGGCGACCAUUUUGUUUAUUUUGAAAAAAAAUAAUAAGACAGACUUAGACUUAAGAAAAUCAAGAAUAAACUGCUUUGUGCAAGGGAUGAAUUUAGACUCAGUCUAUCUGAAUAGAGUCUGAAUAGAGUCUGUCUUUGUGAAACUGGCCCCUGAUCUAGAACCACCUGCCAAAUACAGUACACUAUAAUAUUAGCAGCAGAUCAUGUUGGUGUGCCCUGCACUUCAUACAUUAUUACCCAGUAUAUAGCUGAGAAAAUAACCUCCUUGAACCUUCUGCUCACCUGCUGGAGUGCUGCAGUGUGCAGUGGCUGGAAGCUACAGUAUAUUACAGCUAUUCUAUUCAAUAAAAUGGUCGUCCCCCUAUUAGUGCAUUUGUAAGAAUCCUUUCUCAGUUGAAGUAAAUCAUGUUUUUUUGAGACUUCACAUUCAUAAAACAUCCUAUAAUAUAAUGUCCCACCUUAUAGGUCACUAAGAGUGUCCUGUGGGGAGUUUGUAUUUUUAAAAUCCUUCCCAUAAUAUAUGUUAUGAGAUGCUCAGGAGAUAAUGAUGCAGAAUUUCAUGUCAGCAUUCCAGCUGGGAAGAAGGAAAAACAUUAAAAUACACCACAGUGAGAUUUUGACAACUAUCAGCAGUAAUGUUGAUCAGUUUUAGAAAAUGGGUCAAACCAAGGUACCUCAUUGAUCACUAAUUACACACCCUCAGCCAUGUGGAAAUGGUUUGGGGCUACCUGAAGUUACCUGAUGCUAGUUUGAGAUAUUUUCAGUCAAGUGCACAUUCUUUUGGUUCAUAUCUUAGUGUGAUUGUCAGCUGUGCUGCAGGAUUACUCAGACAGACUAAUAUUUAUCUAUUAUAUAAUAUUUCUUCAUUCACAGCUCGAUUGGACAUCCAACAUAUUUAUGUUUAUUGGAUGCAGAGUUGAGAAAAGAGGACUCAAAACGAAGGAACAUUAGGAUCUGGUGUGGAUGUAAUCUGUAUGUUGGCUGAGGUAAAAGAAGGAACCCAGUGUGAUCUCCUCUCUGUGACACCCCCCUCCCUCUGUCUAAACAGAUGCACACUUUACACACUCACUCACUGACACACACGUCCCUCCUGUCAGACCUACAAACCUCUGCAAAACUUUUAAAUUUAACCAGUGAGAGACAACAUGAAGUCUGUCAAAUGUUGUUUUCUGCCCCAUGACUGGGAAACCAGUGUCAUUCAUAUGCUGUUUUAGAGUGAUCUCUGUGGUCCUAAAGGAAAAGAGUUCAUGCAACAGACAUGUGUUGAAGUUGAUUGGCUGCAGUUUGAUUGGUGUCCUAAUAUCUCUGGAUUGAAUGAUACAGUUAAACAUUCUCCAUGGUUUUAAAUAAAUGUGACGUAGGGUUAGAGAGAAACAUUAUACUGAGGUAUUUUCCCUAGAAUACUGUACUGGUGACAGUAUUAGGUGUCAUCAUGCGCACACUCAUCAGGUGUUCUUGAAAAUGCUGACUUCAUUACAGCCAAAUGAAAUGAGUUUUGCCAUACAGACAUUUCAUAAAGCGACACAGAAUCGAUCUUCGGUGAGAAAUUAUCUCAGAGAGGGAUCAGAACUACGCAAGCUGAGAAAGGCCAUAAUCGCAAAUACCUUUUUAUCCCGUUAUCUCAAGAAAAUAAAGCUUAUUAUUCCAAAAUAUUAUCAGGAGAAAUUGAUUCUUUGUUAUCUCAAGAUAAAGAGAUAUUAUCAGGAGAAAACAUUUUCGACUGAACCUCAUACAAGUCACAAGUCAUGAGUAACAGUUGUCCUUAGCAACAAUCCUCAUAGUGCAGCAGAUAAUGGAAUAUUUCAGGAGAAGUUUUUCAAAUGUGGAUAAGAGUAUAGUAAACUUGGCACAAAUCCUCCUUGAGUAUUACUCUUUUGAUAAAACACAGUCAUAGCCAUUCAAGAUGGCCACCGUUUCCAAGAUGGCUGACAUUUCUGGCAAGGAAAUGUCAUUUUUUCCAAUAUGAAUGAUCUGGGUGUCAAAUCAAACAUUUUAACAAUGUAGAUGGUGAAAUUUAGUUCAUUGUAAAACAUGAAAAUUUUAACUGUUUACCUACAUUUUACAAAUUAAAAGUCCUGCUGAAUUAGAACAAUCAUACAGAGGGACAGGCCAAAAAAACCUUGUCAGGAUAAAAAGAAUUUUGAUUAUUUAAAAUAAAAUUUAAGUAACAUUAGGAAUAGAAAAUUUGGCAUCCUUAUGGUCAAAAACAUAGGAUUCAAUUGCAAAAUCAUUGGAAUCUUUCCAAUGGGAAAAUUCGUGGUAAAAUAUGUGUUUCCUAUCUCAAGAUAACAGGAUAAUUAUCUCGUUAUCUUGAGAUAGAAAUAAAACGUUUUCUCCUGAUAAUAUCUCAUUAUCUUGGGAUAACGAGCUUCGUUAUGAUACUGAGAUACUGGGAUGAAAAAAUAUUUGCGAGUGUGGCUUCCGUACAGAACCAAAGAACAGUCAGUUUUUCCAGUUGGAGAGCAGGUGAAAAACUAUGACAAAAAAAAUAUAUAACAAUUCCUCUUCAGUUUGUGACCAUGACAGUCAAAUAUGUUCUAGACUAGAAUUCUUAAAAGGCAGCUAUACUAACUAGAUAACCAAGAAACCUUUGCAUAUUAAGACUGUAACAGCUACACAAGGUACGGUGAACACAUCUGGUUCCCUAUGUGUCUGUGCUCUGUCAAAGUUGGUCUCUCGAUGGAAGAAAAAACCUGUUAUUGCUCAAAACGUGUCAUAUAUUGCCAAAUCGCAUAAACACGCAUCAGUGGAGUGAAAAUACCUCUUAGUUGAGACAGUUGUAGGUGGAUUUGUGACCAUGAGUAUUGUAUAUAAAAUAAAAAGAAAGAUUAGUUAACUCAAAAAAUGUUCUUCUCUUCAGGAGGCUUUUAGUGAUACUGUAACAGUACAGAGAGCCAAAGUAAGAAUGUACCUCAUAGUGAAGAUGUAAGAAAACCUUAGAACCACAUAAGAAAUUACUAACAACCAAGUCCUAUAACAUCCUGUAAUGUUGCUCAGCAGUGAAGAUUGUAUCUAACAGUGUCUAGACAAAGAUUAUACAUUUUUAAAAUCAUUGCUGAUUUAACAAACACUACUGCCUGCAAACCCAAGACCUUUGCAGACUGACCUGAGGCUAGUUGACUGGCUAAUGUGACUAAUCUGUAAGAACAGAAGUAAAGGAAGGGCUGAAUGAUGUGGAGGUCUUUUAGACAGCAGCGAUAACAGAGUAAAUGUUUGAGAGAUGACAUCAUGGAUAAAGGAGAAACCAACAGUUAUGAUGACUAUAGUCGUUCCCUUUUCAGAAAACCAGAGGAAAGAAACCUUCAGUCUGAGAGUUACAGAAGCUGGUGGAGCAGUACUGAGUCCUGAGGUGAUAUCAGGUCUUCUUCUCUCUAUAACACACUGUAGCUCAUUACUAUUAUUCCUCACCAUUACUGGCAGGAGUGUGGAAACAGGAUCACCAUUACCACUGCAGUUUGAGAAACACCAACUUUAAACUGUUACAGUUUGAGGAUGAGAUCUAGUUGAGCCUUUAUUGGAGUUAACCGGCUGCCAUGUUUGGUCUUCUUAUUGUUAAAUGCACCCAUGAUGACAUUAAUGGAGCUUGAUUAGUCAGAGAAAGUGACUCUGUGGCUCCAGCCCCUGCAUUUAAAAUUCAAAUGAACUCAUUUCUAAGAAAUGUCUGUCUAGCUAAAACUCCAAAACUCAAACCUGUGCUGGUCAUGCUUCCUGUAAGCAGCACCUCUGAGCUAAUGCCCUGUCCAGACAUCCAGACUGUUAAAUGUCAUACCACUGAAUGUGUCCAAUGCCUGUUUGCUUUCUGACCACUUUAUAUGCACGUGUAAAUACCAAGUAUUUUAAAGCUUUAACUGUACAGUGUUAUGUUAAUAUAGCCUAUACUGUAAAUAUCUAAGAAUUAAUA
Seriola aureovittata is the source of this 12609-nucleotide messenger RNA. RefSeq names its product protein bicaudal D homolog 1-like. The record is from RefSeq and is a predicted model, not a curated record. The transcript is spliced from 11 exons. Gene Ontology annotation, biological process: microtubule anchoring at microtubule organizing center; positive regulation of receptor-mediated endocytosis; protein localization to organelle. Gene Ontology annotation, molecular function: dynein intermediate chain binding; dynactin binding; dynein complex binding. Gene Ontology annotation, cellular component: cytosol; Golgi apparatus. NCBI's taxonomy places the organism in Eukaryota, Metazoa, Chordata, Actinopteri, Carangiformes, Carangidae. The coding region runs from base 818 to 4366 and encodes 1182 amino acids.